AUGGAGCCGCCUAGUAGCAGCAGGUUCUGGGCUUCUCUCUGGACCUUCAUCAAGUUCCUGCCCUACUUCUGCGGCCUCUUCAUCCUUGGGCUCAUUAAAGGUGUUCUGCUAUGCCCUUGGGCAUGCCUUAUUAUGGCAAUCGGAAUAUCUGCACUAAUUCUUGGGUUAUGGCCUAUGCAUCUGAUUUGGACAUACUACUGCAUCAUCAGCAGAACCAGAAUGGUUGGACCUGUAGUAAAGCUUCUACUUCUUGUUGCUGCCACUGUGAUCAUGUUCUUAUGGUUGAUAGUUGGCAUCCCGGGAAGCGUUUUGGCUGGAUUAUUAUAUGGCUUUCUAGCACCAAUAAUGGCCACAUUCGAUGCAGUUGGAGAAGGCAAAGAAAAUACAUUUGUUCAUUGCUUUGUGGAUGGAACUUGGAGCACUAUUACUGGGAGUUGUACAGUGGUCAGGGAUUUGAAAGACAUGCUUUUCCACUCCUAUUUUUCAAUUAUGGAUGACCUUCGAUUUCAGACACCUCCUGGUGGAAAGCCAUAUGAGAUAAGAUUGCUUGAUAUUCCUGGGGCGUUGUUGUCUGCUGCUUGUGGACUCAUACUGGAUGUAAUAAUGUUCACACUAAUUGCCAUCUACAAGUGCCCUGUGAUGCUUUUCAAAGGGUGGAAACGACUGAUUCAGGAUUUGAUUGGGAGAGAAGGACCUUUUCUGGAGACAGCAUGUGUGCCAUUCGCAGGUCUUGCUAUUCUUCUCUGGCCAUUUGCGGUACUAGGGGCUGUUCUUGCAUCUAUCCUCUCCAGUAUUCCUUUAGGCCUGUUUGGUGCAGUUGUAGCUUACCAGGAAUCCUCUGUAGUCAUGGGACUCUCUUAUGCUGUCUCAUCUGUGUCCAUCUUUGAUGAGUACACGAAUGAUGUACUUGACAUGGCACCGGGAUCUUGCUUUCCAAGGUUGAAAUAUCGGAAACAGAAAAAUGAAGAUUCUUCACAUGGUGGUCACCUAUCUAAGCCAGGCUCAUUCGACAAGGAGAACCAAGAAGGAAAGAAACCUCUAAACCGUGUUACAUCAUUUAAGAACAGCAUGGAUGAGUUCAAUCCAUUCAAGAUGCUGGACCACUUAUUUGCUGAAUGCAAGCGGCAGGGAGAGAUUUUGGUGAACGAAGGAGUGAUAACAAUGAAAGACAUCCAAGAAACGAAGUCAGGCAAAGUUGGCAGUGGGGUUCUUAACGUUGGAUUACCGGCAUAUGUAAUCCUUAAUGCCCUCCUUCGGUCUGCAAAAUCUAACUCUAAUGGCCUAAUCUUGAGUGAUGGUGCUGAGAUUACAUCUGAUAAUAGGCCUAAAAGCACUCUCUUUGACUGGUUCUUCGACCCUCUUAUGAUCAUCAAGGAACAAAUUAAAGCCGAGAAUUUCACAGAAGAAGAGGAAGAAUACCUCAAAAUGCGAGUCCUGAUGGUUGGUGAGCCCAGUAACCUCAAGGGCACUCUUCCUCAUGUGCCAUCACUGAAUGAGCGGAAAAAAGCAGAAAUCGACGCAUUUGCUCGAAGAUUGCAAGGAAUCACAAAGUCGAUAUCGAGAUAUCCUACAUCCAAGCGCCGUUUCGAUGUUCUUGUGAAGUCUCUGUUGUCGGAGCUCGAGAGGACGAUGGGUGGCAGCUUGCCUGCCAAUGGAUCCCAAGCGUUAAGGUUGAGAGGCGGUAUUGCCCGAAUGCUUAGCCAGAAAUCCGUUGGGAAGACGGCAAACAUCACGGAUGAAGAUCCAGAAGCGCAAGUAACAAGGAAGGCUCGCACCCCGUGA
Triticum turgidum subsp. durum (durum wheat) is the source of this 1782-nucleotide messenger RNA. The record is from the annotation of a GenBank genome assembly. NCBI's taxonomy places the organism in Eukaryota, Viridiplantae, Streptophyta, Magnoliopsida, Poales, Poaceae.